Sebastes umbrosus (honeycomb rockfish) is the source of this 3905-nucleotide messenger RNA. RefSeq names its product EMAP like 3 (gene eml3). The transcript has 21 exons. Gene Ontology annotation, cellular component: mitotic spindle. NCBI's taxonomy places the organism in Eukaryota, Metazoa, Chordata, Actinopteri, Perciformes, Sebastidae. The record is from RefSeq and is a predicted model, not a curated record. Gene Ontology annotation, molecular function: microtubule binding. Bases 991 to 3198 code for a protein of 735 amino acids. Gene Ontology annotation, biological process: microtubule cytoskeleton organization.
CAUCCUCCCCCCUCACCACCGCUGUCUUCAUAAUCAUCUUCUCUCUCGUGAUUGAUUGCAUGGCUUUUAUGAACAAAAUCAAAAUGUUUUGAUUCUGAGUUGUGUGACUGCAAAACCCCAGUUGCCCUGCAAACCCCCCUAAUGAAACAACCGGGUGUGAUUAUGCUGCGGAAACCCGAUGGGGGAUGACAUGUUCUGUCGUCGUGUUCGCUACGGCCUCCAUGUGCUUUCGUCUCCCUGUGUUUGAGCAAGGGGGCGAGGGAAACAUAAAGCCGUAGCGGAACAUAAUGGCGGCACUCGUCCACACUGAGUGACAUAUCCAAGAUUAGCUUCACGGCACACAGAGAUUUGAACCCAGUGGAAAAUGUGAUGUGAGGGCAAUUGAACACAGCAUAAUGUACAAAAAGGGGCUUAGAGCAGGGUUAAGGUUCCAGUAUGUAUAUACUCAGACUGAUGGAGAAAGGUCAGGGGGUUUGUACAGAUGUACUGUACAGAUGUAACCUUUCAAAGACAGAACGUGUUUUGAAAUGGCAUAUCUGUCCAAACAGCAUACGUCCGAGUUAAUAUCCAUCAAAAGAACCUCCAGAGUGGUCCUCUCCGUUACAACUUCGCUGUAGCCGCAGAGUAUUAAAGCUGAUGGUUCUGUAAGACGAUGCAGAUGUGCAGAGUUGACACAGCGCCACUAAGCAUCUGCCAUUCAACUGGGGGUUUGCAGAAACACACACAAACUAACUUAAAUCUUGAUCUAUUUAACGCAGUUCUUCUCUUUUAAUCAGACUUUUAACAUUAACAAAUCGGAUGUCUUGCAUUUUGUGAUUUUUCCUCAAACAAUUCCCUUUACAGUGAUUAGAAAGCACAGUGCCAGAGCACUUGUUUACUUGUGUAUGUGCUCGUGCAUUGCAUGUGUUCUUUUGUCCUACUUCCUUGUUGUGGCUUAUAAAAGGGUUUCACUGGUGAUGGGUAACAUGUGCUCUUCAGCUCAGCUCUGCCAUGCCCCUCCAUGGAAACCUGAGGGUUCGCAGAAACAGCGAGAAACUGGGGAACCCGGAAAGGCAGAGGAAACGUCUGGACAAGAAGGCGGCGUCCACGGCCAACCUCCUCACCCGCUCCCCCAGCCUGGAGAACCGAGCUAAGGAGCUGAUCUCCAGUACAGGUUCCCCUGGAUCCAGAAGAGGAACCUACAGCCAAGAACAGUCGAUCAAAAUGUUCAUCCGAGGCCGGCCGAUAACCAUGUACAUCCCCUCUAACAUCCAGAACUACGAGGACCUGAAGAUGGAGACGCCCUCCGAGAGACUGGAGCUGGACUGGGUCUAUGGUUACCGAGGACGGGACUGCCGGGCCAACCUGUACUUCCUUCCAACGGGCGAGGCAGUCUACUUCAUCGCCUGCGUGGUUGUGCUUUACCACAUCAACAACCGCACACAACGCCACUAUCACAAACACACGGAUUGUGUCCGCUGUCUUACCGUCCAUCCUGACAAGGUGCGCGUGGCGUCUGGCCAGACAGCCGGGGUGGAUAAAGACGGCAAGCCGCUGCAGCCUUGUGUUCACAUCUGGGACUCCACCACCCUGGUCACCCUGCAGCAGAUCGGCCUGGGAACCUUCCAGAGGGGAGUGGGAUCGGUCGCAUUUUCCUUCGCCGACUCCGGAGCGUUCCUGUGUGUGAUCGACGACUCGAAUGAACACAUGCUGUCAGUGUGGGACUGCAGCAAGGGGACCAAGCAUGCAGAGGUCAAGAACACCAACGAGGCCGUGUUCGCCGUGGAGUUCAACCCCAGCGACAGCACCAACAUCAUCACCUGCGGUAAAUCCCACGUCUACUUCUGGACGCUCAUUGCGGGACAGUUCACCAAGAAACAAGGCAUCUUUGGAAAAUACAAGAAGCCCAAGUUCAUCCAGUGCUUUAUGUUCAGUCUGACUGGAGAUGUUCUGACCGGAGACUCUGAAGGAAACAUCCUGACGUGGGGGAAAUCUGCCGCGGAUGUCAAAACGCUUGGUAAAGGAGCCAAAGAGACCUUCCAGAUCAUGCGACAGACCAGAGCCCAUGAAGGCAGCGUGUUCACCCUGUGCGCCCUGCGGGGUGGCGCUCUGCUCAGCGGAGGGGGGAAGGACCGUAAGAUCAUCCGCUGGAGCGCCGACCUGGCACCCGAGAGAGAGUGUGAGAUUCCAGAGAACUAUGGAGCGGUCCGUACCAUCGCUGACGUGGAUGGGGAGGAAGUAUUAGUUGGUACAACCCGUAACGCCAUCCUCAGAGGCACCUUCUCAGACGGAUUCGUGGCCAUAGUGCAGGGUCAUGUAGAUGAGAUGUGGGGGCUGGCUACACACCCCUCUCAGAACAUCUUCCUCACCUGUGGCCACGACAGGCAGGUGUGUUUGUGGAAAACAGAGGAACACAAGCUGGACUGGAGCAUCACCCUGGAGGAGUACGGCUUGUGUGCUGAUUUCUGCCCUAAUGGAUCAGUGGUUUCAGCCGGCCUCAGCACAGGAAGGUGGUUGGUCCUGGACCUGCUGACCACAGAGGUGGUCUCUGACUCCACUGAUGGGAACGAGCAGCUGUCUGUCAUGAGAUACUCGCCAGAUGGAAGCUUCUUAGCCGUUGGAUCUCAUGAUAACUUCAUCUACAUCUACACUGUGACCGAGAGUGGCCGACGUUACACCCGCUUCGGGAAAUGUAAUGGUCACUCUAGCUUCAUAACUCACCUGGAUUGGUCCAAAGAUGGAAAGUACAUCAUGUCUAAUUCCGGCGACUACGAGAUCCUCUACUGGGACAUAGCGGGGGGCUGUAAACUGUUGAGGAAUCGCUUUGAGAGCAAAGACAGAGAGUGGGCCUCCUAUACCUGUGUGCUGGGCUUCCAUGUCAUAGGUGUGUGGUUGGAGGGCUCUGAUGGCACAGACAUCAACGCCCUGUGUCGCUCUCACAGCGAGAGGCUGGUGGCCGUGGCGGAUGACUUCUGUAAAGUCCACCUCUUCCAGUACCCCUGUCCUAAACCCAAGGCACCGAGCCACAAGUACGAGGGCCACGGCAGCCACGUCACCAACGUCUGCUUCACCCACAACGACUCCCACCUCCUCUCCAUGGGCGGGAAGGACACUUGCAUCCUCCAGUGGAGGGUGAUCGGGGGCGAAAGCAGGGAGAGGCUGUUCUCGGCCUCGGCCUCGUCCACCUCCACCAGCUCUCCAGAACCUGCCACCAGCUAAGAAGUGACACGCGUUAUUAACAGUGACAGAGGGGGGGGGAGUGUUUACAGAGCCAGAGAGGCGUGUCAGUCAGUGGACAGCAGCGGUGGUUAUGGGCUCAGCCGGGCCUCUGUGGUGCCACUGCUGCCUCAGUUUCAUACAGAACAUGUAGAGGAAUCCUCUCCAGGAGGAAUGUCCACAUUACAUUUACACUCCUCCAUAAUCCUGUAAAUCCUUGUGAAACUGGACAGUGUGUUUCUUCCCUUAACACAGAGUCUUUCUGUUGUGGUGAGGAUCAGUAGAGGUGGUCAUCUAAUGUUUGCUGGUACAGAACAUGACUCGACUUCUAUGGUGACAAAGACUUUGGUUUCAGUGAACAUUCCUGUGUGUUACUCCAUCUCCUUUUAUCAAACUUACCAAAGUGCUGCAACGUGGCGUACGCCAUUGGGCCUAUAAAGACGUUUUGCAUAAUGCUUUUACAUAUUUUAAGCAGUGUGUGGUCGACUUCUCAGCUAAUAUUGAAGCUGUUUUUACGCUUGCAUCUGACAGACUGUGACAAACCUGUUCCAAUGAAAUCAUUUCUGACUAAUUAUCAUCUCUUAACAGUAGAUCAGUACACUUGAAAUAUGAUUACUUUAGUACAGUUUUAUAUAUUUAAGAGAGCAUUUGGGAAUAAUGUGAUGUUGUAUCUGUCAAGCUCCCAAUAAAUAACUGAAGACUGGAAAAGU